UUGUGUGGCGAGGUGAUUCAUUGUGUACCAAGAAAGUUUGAACUCUGUACAGGAGGUCGAACAUUGUUGAUCAAGUUUUCCUGCUCUUCAAGUAUCGCACAAUGUCCGGCAUGAGUGGGGACGACUUGCAAGCGCGCGACCGAAUAGGCAGUACUAACAGUGAAGUUGAUGCUAGGAGCAUUUUUGGGGGGAUCUUCGGUAAGCAGUCCGCAUCCCCCUAUCCUGUGUUGCCCACAUCGCUGGAAGCGGAAGAGUACAACAUGUCGCACAAGAGACGGGGCAAGUGUGUGAUCUUCAAUAACAGGAAUUUCGAAAUCCACACCAAGCUGAGUGAGCGAAGGGGCACAGACAUGGACGCCGAAAACCUUCGGAGCUGCUUCCGUCACUUGGGUUUCGAGACGGUCGUGUACACUGAUCUGUCGUGCAGAAAAACGCAGGAAACUCUAGAGAUCCUUGGAAAGCAAGACUACUCGGACGACGACUGCUUUGUGUGCUGCUUCUUAACGCACGGCGAAACCGACGUUCUUUAUGGAACGGACGGAAAGUUUCCUGUCAGCGCUGUUAUGGAGCCCUUUCACGGUGAUGUCUGUUCCAGCCUGCUCGGCAAACCAAAGCUAUUCUUUAUUCAGGCCUGUCGGGGAGACAGACUCGACUCGGGCACCCGGGCAGUUCUGGACACUGCAGACUCUCCUAACCGGAUAUACCGUAUUCCCACUCAAGCUGACAUUCUGGCCGCCUACUCCACAGUGCCAGGCUUCUACUCGUGGCGUAACACGAUGCAAGGCUCCUGGUUCAUUCAGGCCCUCUGCUCGGUGCUCCGACAGCGGGCACACAUUGCGGAUCUGCUCUCAAUGCUGACAGUGGUGUGCCACCGCGUGGCUUUGGACUACGAGUCGUACACGCCGAACGACCUCCAUAUGCAUCGCAAGAAGCAGGUUCCCUUCAUCACCUCCACGCUGACCCGGCAGGUCUACUUGAGGGCGAAACCAGGAGCUGCGUACUCCUAGCCACUGUGCGAACCAAGUCAAGCAUUGUAAUAGAUUUUUUUUCUAAAUUGGGGUACUGACACAAAAGUUUUGGCCUCGUGCUUUUUUGCUGCAAUGUAUUGCUGGAGGCCUGUUAGUCAUAACGUGGUACAUCGUUUGCUGUAGCGUGCUACAGAUCAUUAAUGACGGGCUCCUCACUACCAACCCGUCUCGGUUCCUGUUUGAGAGCUCCAAAAACGACAAGCAGCUGAGUUCAACUAUCACCACCUAGAUUGUGCAACUUUCAACCAUGUCAGCACACAGAACUGUGGCACGCUUCCGCACGUUCCGCAUCAAGAAGUCCUUUUGAACAGGAAAUAGGACUGCAGUGUUGCCAGAGAGAAAACUCGAUGUGUGCGCCACCGCCACAUACUCGCGAGCAGCUGCUGAAUGAUGGGCUGCUGGUACAAACGCCGCAAAAGAAAAAUGGCGGCUAUGACUUCGUUAUAACUUGUUGCAGCGUGGUCACGUGAGCGAAGUGAGGGAAUUGCUAAGGGUCACUUUUGUGGGUGUCAACAGCGUGAGCCACUCGAUCGCUCAUGCAAACUUCAGAAUUAAUUUACAGUGCCUUCUAAGCUAUGUUCUCUGUUAAUAUUUUGCAGAUGAUAAAUGCACGUUCACAGUAAUCGAUGCCACAGGAUAUCUCGGCCGCGAAAUUUUGUGUCAGUACCCCUUUAGCCUAAGAAUAAGUUUAAGUUCUGCCCACAGGACUGCAGCAUGCCUGCCCUUCACCCUUCAAAAACUUUCGCAUUAGCCAGUUUUCGUUCCAACCAUCUGCACUUUUUUUUUUUUGCCUAUACAACCUCGUUACUAUAUAAAACAUUAUGUUUGGCUGAGCAGCAAUGUCAAAAUCGCUUAUGAAACUUACCAAAUCCUUCAAGUUUCUGACCUAAAACGAGAGACAGAAACGUCUGUCUGUACGGGAAAGUCAGCUACAGUGAAAGCUCGUUGAUUUGAAUUUCGUGAUAUCAGAAAAAAUGUUCAAAUUAACCUGAUGCUGAAUUAUCGAAAUUAUCAAGAAAACUAUAAACAAAUGUUUGUUACAUCAAUACACUUUCAUAUCCUUGAUGAGUAUGGUAUAGCCCUGCUAUUUAUUAUCUCUAAUAGCAGUAUAAGUGCCAAAAUUUUAGUCACCCUGCAACUCGUUUUUAAUGCAACAAUAGUUCCAAGUUGUGAUGUUUAAUUAGCCCAAAGCAUGCUCGGUACGUUAGUCUUAUUACAUACUGCUACCACCACUGCCUGUACGUGGCAAUGGUUCUUUUGCAGAUAAAGUUACUGGCAGCUGGUCGUUCAUUUAUUACUAUGCAGCAAGAGUUUAUGUUUGAGUUUUGUAA
Rhipicephalus microplus (southern cattle tick) is the source of this 2359-nucleotide messenger RNA. RefSeq names its product caspase-3. NCBI's taxonomy places the organism in Eukaryota, Metazoa, Arthropoda, Arachnida, Ixodida, Ixodidae. The record is from RefSeq and is a predicted model, not a curated record. Gene Ontology annotation, cellular component: cytoplasm. Gene Ontology annotation, molecular function: cysteine-type endopeptidase activity. Gene Ontology annotation, biological process: apoptotic process; proteolysis; positive regulation of neuron apoptotic process.